ACAGAGAUGAAUGCCGACAUUUGCGUGUCCAAGGCACACGUACACUCAGCUCUCUCUGUGGCGGUCGCUUUUUGGAGCUUACGCUCGUUCUCUCUCUUUCUCUCUCUCACAGACAGGACAGAAAACAACGUUCUUACCCUUGAACCACCACCUCCUCCAAUACUAAUUAGCCAGAUGGUUAUCAUGUCAUCUUUUGCUAACCCAUUCUUUUGGAGAAGCAGUGGAGCCAUAUACCUUAUUACUGCAGAAAAAAAAACUCACAUCUUGAGCUCUAUACGUUUCAUACACUGAAUACCCAUUUCAUAAAAAGGCCUAAAGUUCAGUUCUUUUGUACUUUUUCCUUUCAUUUUCACGGAUCUGCAGCUCAGAAUGCUAGGAAGCUGUGUGGACCAAAGAGAUAUUGGUGGUUAUGUUUGGUAUACUUUUGGGUAAAUUUUCUAUGAUAAGAAGAAAACAACACACAAUAGGAGAUCUCAUAAAUUUACUUCUCUUUUGAGUUAUGACAAAUGGUAUUGAAUGAUGAGCACAAAGGCGUAGCCAUGGUUGCCACUUGCCGACAAAGUAGAUCGGAAUAAGCAUUUGCUGCAGGCAAUUGAAGGACAUACGGCCAUUUUAGGCGUUGAGCAUGUUGAAGCAAUCAACUAGUAGAACUCACAGGUCAAAAGGCUUUAAAGUGAAGCAUUUCCUUCAGAUAUGUCUGUUCCUUGGCAUUUGCAUUUGGCUGCUUAACCAUCUCAAGCACUCGUAUGAUAAGAAAAAUGCAUAUGACAACAGCACAGGAAAAAUAUCAGAACAGGUGCAAAGCAAGUAUGAAGUUGUCAAACUUGGGAGGAAACACCUCCAUCCUCGAGUUGAUGAAACAGCUUUGGGGAUUGAAAGCCAACUGGAUAAAGCAGAAUUGGAAGAAGAGGUUGAAGAAAUCAAACCUCAAGACCUUGAGGAUGAUGAAAGAGGUGGUGGAGAUGAUGAGAUAGAUGGACAUGAUCAAGAGAGAGCAGAAGAGGAUGAAUCUGAGGAAGUAGAAGAUCUCAUUGAUGUAGAUGAUAGGGAGAGAGAUGUAGGAAGUGAAGAACAAGAGAGUGAAGAGAAGGGUAAUCGACUGGAGGAUGCAAGUAAUAAUCAAUCCAGAAAUAAUGGUGAAAGGUUUCCUCGACAAGCAAGAGAAGAACAUUUCAAGGGCGAUGAUGCUUCUAAUUUUGUGGGGCGUGAUACCCAAACUUUAAGCACUGAAUUUGAGAUUGGAGGUCUGAGAAAGAUCAGAGUGACAUUUGAAUCGAAUGGUCGUGGAAAUGUGCAGGGUGAAGAAAAGGUUAAUAAGUUUGAUUUGGCCAAUUCAUAUUUCAGCUCAGAAUCUAGUUCAUACACUGAGACAUCAUCAGAGGAGAAACCAGAAGUCAAGUUAAACUCCAAUUCCAUGCUUGUUAUAAGCUCUGGUUAUAGAAAGGAUAAGUUGCCAAAAAUAAUUCAAGAAUCAGAUGCAAAUACUAUUGGAGAAUACACAUUCUUGCAAGCUGUUUCGCGAGCAAAGAAAAGAAGCGCCAGUGAAGCAGUGGAAGGCAGGCAUUCCAAUGUCGAUUCGGCCCUUUCUACUGUAACUGCUAAUUUAGAUGCAGUUGAUUCUGGGGUAACCAAACAUAUUGUGAAGUCUGAUACUGAUGGUGGCUUAGAAGAUAAUAAUGGUAUUACAGCCAUCAACAAGAAUAACAUAAUUAGUAGUGAAAUUCACAGAUAAAAUCAGUGACAGCUAGCAAGGAUAAAGGCUUUUUAGGAAAUGAGUUAUUUGACCCGCUUAAUUCAUAAUUCAAUCAGAAGUAGAGAAAGUUCAGCUCAGGCUGUUUUGAGUACUUAACCAGGGGUAACAAGACGAGGCAACAACGGAGAUGUAGCUGGAGUGAUAAUAUAUCAUGUUAUAGAAUCACCCUGUCGCGGGUGAAUGAGUAAAAUCUUUUCAUAUUUUUAGAGUAUUCCUAUAGGUGUGCAAUUGUACAUGUAUAUACGCCUUUCUUUUCUGAUGGUUCAAGUCCGCUAAUGCCAAAGUAAAAUGUACUAAAAUGGCCAUGAACGCUAUUCGGAAAAUAAAUCUCUUGAUGGGUA
Ricinus communis (castor bean) is the source of this 2094-nucleotide messenger RNA. RefSeq names its product MATH and LRR domain-containing protein PFE0570w. The record is from RefSeq and is a predicted model, not a curated record. Lineage: Eukaryota; Viridiplantae; Streptophyta; Magnoliopsida; Malpighiales; Euphorbiaceae. The transcript is spliced from 3 exons. The coding region runs from base 626 to 1732 and encodes 368 amino acids.